Molecule: messenger RNA, 3681 nt
Organism: Colossoma macropomum (tambaqui)
Lineage: Eukaryota; Metazoa; Chordata; Actinopteri; Characiformes; Serrasalmidae
Product: transmembrane and coiled-coil domain protein 3-like
Exons: 4
Coding region: 309-1706 (465 amino acids)
Cellular component (GO): endomembrane system
Source: RefSeq, a predicted model, not a curated record
GAGACGCAGAGGAGUCCCGCCUGUUUUGGGAGCAACAGGCGCGAGAUAAAGGAGUCUGCUUAUUGACCGGGAGCGUGUUUGUUCGCUCCCGAGCUCGUUUAUUGCUGUGUUUGUUUGUUUACUCCGGUGUUUUUUUGUUUACUCCGGUGUUUGUUUGUGUCUCUGUGCGUCGUUGGAGCUGCAGCUGUGCGGAACAGCUCCGCCCGGGAGUUUAAUAAUCAACUGGAAAAAGAAAAACACAAGAACAGAGAAGGAGAGGGGGCACAAACUUUAUCACACACACACGGAGCAGCGCUGAGAUCAGUGAGAUGGAUCACAAUGAUGGAUACGUGCUCAGUAUCCCGGUGCCCAUCCUCCGCGGCAGCUCCGAUUCCAACUUGAACAAGUCCAGCAAUCUUCUGCAGGAGCUGCCUCGGGGCCGGCUGGAGCUGGAGAGCCUGCAGCAGAAGAUCAUGAAGGUGACGGAGCAGCUGAAGGUGGAGCAGAUGGAGCGGGACGAGAACGUGGCCGAGUUCCUCAAGCUGGUCAGCAUGGCGGAUAAGCAGCAGGUGGCGCGAAUAAGGCAGGUUUUUGAGAAGAAGAACCAGAAGGCGGCGCAAAACAUCAGCCAGCUGCAGAAGAAACUGGAGCAGUACCACCGGAAGCUGAAGGAGAACGAGAGCAACGGCUCCAAACACAGCAGCCCUAAAGAUCUGGCCAAGGAGUUGCUGCAGAAGGACGUGUCCAAAGACGUGUCCAAAGACGUGUCCAAAGACGUGUCCAAAGACGUGUCCAAAGACUUAUCCAAAGACUUGUCCAAGGAAGCUCUGAAGGACGUGAACGGUAGCGGACGGCACAUUCGCCUGGACAAAAUCAAAACCAUCGGCCCUGGAGUCUCGCUGUCUCCUCCCUUCUUCUUCAGCAAGCCCAAGGAGUUCGCCAACCUCAUCCGCAACAAGUUCGGCAGCGCUGACAACAUCGCCCACCUCAAGACCAGUUUAGAGGAGGGCGGCGCCCGAAUGCUUGGAGGGAGCGCCACCAUAGUGGGCCAAACCAAGUACCACAGCGAUGACGAGAGUUCUGUGGGUUCCUCUGGUUCCGCGGACAGUAACGGUAAUCCUGCGGCCCCUCCGCAGGACAACAGCUCCAUUUCCAUGGUGCUGGUGGAGCUCCAGCACAUCCGGCAGUCUCAGAACCGGCUGGCUGAGGAGAUGGAGGCUCUGAAGGAGGACCUGAAAGAAGGAGACAAGUUCCUGGCACAGACGCUCGAGGAGGAGAAAUACAGGGUGGAGCGUCUGGAGGAGCAGCUCAAUGACCUGCUGGAGCUCCACCAACAUGAGAUGACCAAUCUGAAGCAGGAUCUCGCCAGCAUCGAGGAGAAAGUGGCCUACCAGGCUAACGAGAGGGCCAGAGACCUGCAGGAGGCGCUGGAGUCAUGUCAGACACGGCUGGCAAAGCUGGAGGUUCAGCAGCAGCAGCAGCAGCAGACGGUGCAGGUGGAGGCAGAGGCGGGCCGGAUGCUGUUGGGGAAGGGGAUCAGCGUCCUGCUGGCCGUCGCCACGCUGCUGCUGGUGUGCGUCUCCACGGCAGCCAGGUUCAUCUCCCCCAUCCUGCGCAGCCGGCUCCACCUGCUGGCCACAGCGUUCGCUGCACUGCUGCUGUCACUGCUCUGGAGGAACUGGGAGAAUCUGCAGCACAGCCUGGAGCACACGCUGGGCAACGGCUGAGAAACGCAGGCAGGACUAAACACAAACCUGAGCCUAAAUCCAAACUGGAACCCAAACUUCGUACCAACCUUGAAUUCUGAAGCCAAACCGGAGGUGCAAAUCCAGAAACCAGACUCAAAUCUUGAACCCAAAGCCAAACCUGCAAGACGAGUCCAAACCUGAAACACAGACCCUCAAUGUGAACCCUCAAACACUAAAACCAACACUUUGGCACCAAACCUGGAGCCAAAACCCAGUGUCUGGAACCCAAACCUCAGAACCAAAACUAAACCCAAACCCAAACUGAAACCCAACGCUUAAAACCAGACCGAGCACCCACACGCAAAUUCUCAGCUCUGAACACUGAACCUUCUGAACAAAACACAAACUGGGACCCAAACUGGGAACUUAAACCAAACGCUGAACCCAACCUGGAAGCCAAACACUGAAUCCAAACUCAGUACCCAUAAACCUAACCUGGAACCUAAAUCUGGAACCCAUCCCAAACCUAAACCUGGAGAUUAACCCAGAAUCCAAACCCAGAACCCAGAAACCUAACCUAGAACCAAAACCUGGAACUUUAACCAAAUGCUGAACCCAACCUGGAAUCUAAAUACUGAAUCCACAACCAGAAAACUGAUCCAGAGCCUACGCCUGCAACCCAACCCAGAAUACAAACCCAGAACCCAUAAACCUAACCUGGAACCUAUCCCAGGAUCUAAAACUGGAGUCCAACCCAGAAUGCAAACCCAGUAAGUCAAAUCUGAAAUUCAAACCCAGAAUCCAAAUACGCAACCCAGAACCCAAACCCUCAGUACUGAACCCAAACGCUUAAUUCAAACCCAGAAACCAACCAGAAUCUGGAGCCUAUCUCUGAACCCAAACCUGGAACCCAAACUUGGAUCCCAAACCCAUAACCAAGAACCAGGAACCCACACCAAAAUCCGGCACCUAGAACACAACCUGGUAUUCACCCACUCUAUACUGACCCCAACAUGGAACCCAAAUCUGAACACUGGACCUUAUUCUAGCCUCUGUUCUUACUGGACCCAUACUGCACUGUGAUGAUAGCCGAGUGGUCAGUGUGGUCGGUGAACUCGGCCGUGUCCGUGUUUACCGGUCAGCCUUGUUCCGCUCACGCUGUUCAAACCGUUGAAACAUUUUACGACUGUGGAUUCUUCCAAAGUAAAUCUGGUUUGUUUUGGUUCCCACGUCACUGUAGAACGAGGAACCGAACCCAGCCUUCAAACUGAUACUGAGAUUCAGCCUGAAACUCUGAGGUGCCUUUUCAGUCCGAGGAGAGGAGGAGGAGCAGCUCUGUGGAGCUUCAGGAGGAAAUGCGCUGCUGUUUCUUUAAGAGCUGAAUGUUUCUCUGAUUUCAAACACAUUCCUUUCCACCGGACCGCCGCUCACAUGCAGGACCGGGUUCUACGGGCCUGGAGCCUGGCUUCUGUUUCUGUUUCAAAUGCAAUCGUGGUUAUUGAUCAGUUGAUAAUCAUUAAGAACAGUAAUCGUUCAGCUGUGUUUUGAAUGGUGUUUAUUAGUGAUGAUCCAGGAGAGUUUCAACACUAGAAAUGACCAAAUCCAUCCUGCUCCCUCGAACGGGACGGAAAAACUUUCAUGGACAAAACGUUUUCCACCACGUUUUAUUUCGGACUGUUUUUUGGUGCCUGAACUGUUAAUCUGAACCAUCCGAGCCUUAUGAAUAAUAAAGAGGAGCGUGUGCGGCAGUAUGACUGAAACGAGAGAGGUGGUCCUCUGUGUUGAAAAACUGCAGGGAUUUUUUUAUUUUGACCAUAUUCUGUUUUUUUAUGUAGUAUUAUUAUUAUUAUUUGUUUAUUGGAUGAAUCUAUUUUAUAAAACUGAAGUGUUAAAUACUGAUUAUAUUAUUAUUUUAUGCUGCAAAUGUCUUUUAGAAAAUUACCAAGCGCCUGUUUUUAUAUUCCAAUCUUUACACUGGAUCUAGACAUGCAAUUAAAACAAGACGCUGAUUGUU